Messenger RNA from Pogona vitticeps (central bearded dragon), 2162 nucleotides. RefSeq names its product janus kinase and microtubule interacting protein 1 (gene JAKMIP1). The record is from RefSeq and is a predicted model, not a curated record. Lineage: Eukaryota; Metazoa; Chordata; Lepidosauria; Squamata; Agamidae. Gene Ontology annotation, molecular function: GABA receptor binding; kinase binding; microtubule binding.
UGAAAUAUAUUGAUCGUGACAGCACUGAGGGCUAUCUUAAUGUUCAGUGUGCCAAACUGCUUGGCAAUUGAUAUAAUGUACAUUUGAGCUAUGUUGAAGAAGAGCCAUACAAAGGGAGAAAAAAGUGAUAUGGAAGUUGAAGCUGUCCAAGCUACUCAUGAAGAACUGCGGAUUAAAUUGACCAACAUCCAGGUGGAAUAUCAGCAGGAGAAGGGCAAGCUGAAUAAACUGAGAGAGAAGCUCCAGGAAGUAAAACAAGAGCGAGAACAGGAUCAGUAUAAGCAUACCGCCUUCAUAUCGGAACUGAAGGCUAAACUCCAUGAAGAGAAAAUGAAGGAACUCCAAGCUCUCAGGGAGGUCCUGAUUCGCCAACAUGAGCAAGAACUGGCUCGUUUGGUAAAAGUAAAAGACAGUGAAAUCCAGCGACUACUGUCCGCAGUCAAUGUAUUACGGGAUGGGGCAGGUGACAAAGUGAAAACAGCCUUGUUACAUGAAGCCAGAGAAGAAGCCCGGAAAUUGUUUGAUGGUGAGCGUAUCAAGAUGCAGCAGGAGAUAACAGAACUAAAAUCAGGGAGAAAGCAGCUGGAGGAAGCCUUGAGUAACAUCAUGCAGGCCGAUAGGAUGAAGGCCGCUGACCUACGUGUAGCCUACCAGUCCCACCAAGAAGAGAUUAGUAGGAUCAAGCGUGAAUGUGAAAAAGAGAUCCGCAAGCUGAUGGAUGAGAUAAAAAGCAAAGAUAGAGUCAUUCUGGCUUUGGAAAAGGACCUUGGUGCCCAAGCAGGCCAUACACGGAAGCUGCUACUCCAGAAAGAAGCUCUGGAUGAACAACUUGUUCAGGUUAAAGAAGCAGAACGAUAUCAUGGCAGCCCGAAGAAGGAACUUCCUGUUGGAGCAGGAGAGGUCACUGAACUCACAGAAAGCCUGGAGCAACAUCCAGAUGAGCGAGACGUGCGGAGAUUUCAGCUUAAAAUAACAGAACUCAGUGCUGUAAUUCGGAAAUUAGAAGACAGAAAUGCACUUUUAGUGGAUGAAAGGAAUGAAAUGUUAAAACGGUUACGGGAGACAGAAAUACAAAUUAAGCCUCUUGUGGAAAAAAAUAAAAGAAUGAAUAAAAAGAAUGAAAACCUGCUUCAGAGUAUUCAACAAAUGGAAGAAAAGAUUAAGAACCUUUGCAGAGAAAAUAUGGAAUUGAAAGAAAAGUUGUCUGCUCAGCCAACUUUGAAAAGACACACUUCACUGAAUGACCUCAGGAGCACACAUGAAGGAAAAGAAGUUGAAUUUCUUAAGCUGAAAAUCAUAGAACAACAGCAUCUUAUUGAUGAUCUCACAUUGGAACGGGAACAAUGGUUACACUCCAAGAAACAGAGAAGGAAAAGUUUGAAACCCCCAAAGAUGCAUGUUGUGGAGACAUUUUUUGGAUUUGAUGAAGCAUCUGUUGAUUCAGAAACAUCAUCAGUGACAUCCUAUAACACAGAUAAAACUGACAGGACUCCAGCCACACCAGAAGAAGAUGUGGAAUAUAACACACCUAAAGAGGAAGCUGAUUUGAGGUUCUGUCAGCUGACCAGAGAAUAUCAAGCUUUGCAAAGGGCAUAUGCCUUGCUCCAGGAACAGGUCGGGGGAACUUUGGAUGCAGAAAGAGAAGCUAGGACACGAGAAAAGCUGCAAGCUGAUUUACUUAAGUGCCAAGCAAAAAUUGAAGAUUUGGAGAAAGCUCUUGUUGCAAAAGGACAGGUUUCUAAAUUAAUAGAGGAGAAUCAAGUACUUUUGAGGACAAACCAAGAAUUGCUAGAAAGGAUUUACAAAAUGGAACUGGAAGAAAACCGACUGAAAAGUGAGAUUCAAGAUGCUGGAGACCAGAAUGAACUGCUGGAAUUCCGUAUCUUAGAACUGGAAGUAAGAGAUUCGCUGAACUGUAAACUCUCAAAUGGAACAGAAUUUGUCUUUGAACCGAAGCUGAAAUUCUUAUAAUGUUCUCUAGUAUUAGUCUGUAUAUAAUAGAAAAAUCAUAUUUACUGAACAUGUACUGUGAUGGUUUUGGGGUGCACUGUUUUCAACGCGUAAUGCCACCACCAAUAUUAAAGAGAACGUUCACUAAUUUUAUGAAAAUGUAACAUAGUGAAUAUGUACAUAGUUUAUAGCUUGCUUUACAGCCAAUAAAA